This is a messenger RNA of Dreissena polymorpha, 2112 nucleotides long. RefSeq names its product cytochrome P450 2D27-like. NCBI's taxonomy places the organism in Eukaryota, Metazoa, Mollusca, Bivalvia, Myida, Dreissenidae. The transcript is spliced from 7 exons. The coding region runs from base 323 to 1858 and encodes 511 amino acids. The record is from RefSeq and is a predicted model, not a curated record. Gene Ontology annotation, molecular function: monooxygenase activity; oxidoreductase activity, acting on paired donors, with incorporation or reduction of molecular oxygen; iron ion binding.
CCCAUACUAAAGCACAUAAAUGCACUCAUCGUUCAGUUUGUAUACGACAGUCCACGACGAUGUAGCAGGAUACGUGUUCCUCUGAAGCGAAUUAACAACUCAUAAUGCGUUUCGUGCUACAUUGAUGAAUUAUUUAAUUUAAUGUAUUCUGUUUUUAUUUAUAUGAGCAAUUUCUGUAAUUCACGUGUUAAUAAAAUGGAUGAUUACUAGUAUAUAUUUACGAGAGAAAACGUGUCUUUCCGAAUUAGCACCUAUAAAUAAACGAUGAGGGAAGUUUUGCUACGAGUCAAUAGUGUUAUUUAAAGGCUGAAUUGAAGUACAAAUGAUGUCAGUGACAGACAUUUUAAUAAUAUGCACGUGCGCGUCGAGUUUCGUAUUCAUUCUUUUCUCGUGCUCGAGUUUGCGCAACCGGAAUCGGCGACUGCCGCCAGGACCAAAGGGAUAUUUAUGUUGCGGAAACAGUUUUCAAAUUGACUCUGAUCAUAUCCAUCAUAAUUUAAAAGGUCUCCAUGACGAUUACGGUAAAAUCAUAAAAUUUCAAAUAUUCGGAACUAAAGUGAUAUCAUUGUCGUCUGCUAAAUAUAUUUCCGAAGCGUUCGAACUGAACCCAUCUUGCCAAAUUGCCAAUGACAGACCGACCAAUUCUACGUCGGAUAUUUUUUACGGACGAAAACACAUCGGGCUAGCAGACUGGAAUUUCAUCACGAGUUUAAUGCGGGAAUUCCAUAAACUUUCCGCCAUACUGGUAUUCGAAAAAGGCGGAAAACUCGAUCAGCUAUUUGAAACGGAAAUCAAGCUUUUACAUUUGACUUUUAUUAGUGGACGAAAUGUCGAUAUAAAUCCUCACCUACAUUUGAGAUUAUUUCUUCAGCAUUUGAUGUCCAUAUUGCUUAUUGGAGAAACCGUGGACAAAAGUGUCCCCGACAAUAAUGUAUUGUGGGAAUUCAUUGACCUUCUGUACGUUCUAAUUGAUCCCUCGGUAGAUGGCGCGUUGCGGACGUUUCCUUUCUUACGACGACUACCAGGUUACUAUGGCAAUAUAUAUCGACAGACGAUCGUCGCUCGCGACAAAGUGGGUAAACGAUUCUACGAAGACCGAAAGGCGAGCUACAGACCAGGGAACAUCCGGGGCCUUGUGGACGUCUGCAUUCUGAAUCAGCUGGAAGAGCUCAACAAGACCGGUAACUCCUGGCUAACUGACGAACACAUCAAGGGCCUCAUCUUUGACACACUUGCUGCUGGUAUGACAGAGAUUUUGAAGACGCUCCGCCUCUUCCUGCUGCUCAUGUGUCACCACCCCGAAGUUCAGACCAGACUACAUGUAGAGGUCGAAACAAUCAUAGGUUCGGAGCGUUUUCCGUGCCCCGAAGACCUGAAGUGGAUGCCGUACACGCAGGCGGUGAUGUUGGAGAUAUGGCGCUACGGUUCACAGACGCCGCUCGCCAUACCGCAUCUUUGUCGGAAGGACGUCGAACUAGACGGCUACCUCAUAGAGGCCGGCUCAGUGAUCUUUCCGAAUCUGUACGCUGUUCACCACGACGAGGUUACUUGGGGAGACCCUUGGGAAUAUCGUCCAGAACGAUUCCUAAACGAGUCUGGGGAACUUCUUCCUUCCGACCACACACUGAUGCAAAACAUCAUCCCGUUUAGCGUCGGUAAAAGGGCGUGUCCUGGGCAGGAUUUCGCGCGCUCCAGAAUAUUCGUUACAAUGGCAUCACUGAUGCAGCGGGUGCGAGUGAUUCCCCCUGAAAACAGCAACUUGCCUCCGGCUGAUCCCCGGCUCUACAGCAAAGCGUAUCCGAUGACGGAACCACAGUUUGAAUGUCGCUUCUUGCCCAGAGAGGAUAGCAUUAUUUAGAACGACUAAAUAAAUGUUCCUGAUAGGGCACGGUCAAUAAUAUUUAAGUUCAAAAAACUGCGUAUGAUCAACUCUGAUCAAGAGGUUAACUUAGAUUUGUAUUAUUUAUUAUACAAGGUAAGAUCGCAUAUUUUAAUUAUCCAUCGGAAGUCCAUAACAUUAUUGAACGCUUGGCGAGACGAAGAUUUUAAGCGUUUAUAUGCAGUGAAGUCUUAAACAUGUAUUUAAUAUAAAAUCUUUACAAAGACAUUAAA